This is a messenger RNA of Camellia sinensis, 1014 nucleotides long. NCBI's taxonomy places the organism in Eukaryota, Viridiplantae, Streptophyta, Magnoliopsida, Ericales, Theaceae. The record is from RefSeq and is a predicted model, not a curated record.
AUAUUCUUAUCUACCUCCAUCACUCCCCUUUAACAACAUUACCACUGUGCGGACUCUCUGUAAAGUGUAAACCCACUCACUCUGUCUCUCGCGUCCAUAACAAUCACUUCUCGACAAGCCCUGCUUUGCUUAGCUCCAGGUAGCUCCUUCGGUUUUCCAAGCUGUUCUAUAAAUUAUAAACACUCACAAAUUGAGAGAUUAACCACCAUUGACGACCUAUUUGGAGCUUUCUUCUUGGCUAGAUCUAUGUAAUAGCAGUUUAUCUUCAACUUUUAAUACGUUUUUUUUGAAGCAAUUAAUAAGUAGGCUUUCUUGUACCUACCUCCUUGGACCUAAUUGCAAAUCACCGACAAAACCUCAACCUAAUCACGUCAAGAUCUUUCUUCGAAUUAAUUCUUUCCUUCUCACCAAAAUCAUCCUCCUCCUUUCCUAAAGUAUUUUUUGUAGCUUUCCCUUUGUCACUCUGAUAAAAUUUUCUCGGAUAAUUAUAUAAAUUUUUAUCCAAAAGACCUUGAAAUUCAGAAGAAGUUCAAAAUGCAUCGAUUUGUUUUUUCAAUUUUCCUGUGCUUCGCGGCUAUUGCGCCGUUCCUGAAUUGCGGGGUUCUUGCUGAUGUGGUGACUUGCUCUGGGAUCGUGCCGAUGAGGUAUCGGAACGAUAUGAUAUCGAUUAUGGACUUUGGAGGUGUGGGAGAUGGAGUGACAAUGAACACGAAGGCGUUUAGGGCGGCGAUUUAUCGGAUAGAGCAUCUGAGGCGGAGAGGUGGUACACUUCUAUAUAUACCUCCUGGGGAGUAUUUAACAGAGAGUUUCAAUCUUACCAGCCACAUGACCCUCUACUUGGCCAGAGGUGCUGUGAUCAAGGCUACUCAGGACUCGUGCGUCGAUUUUUGCGGGUCAAAGUGGUAACGCGUUCUAUGCCGUGUUGUGAUUCGCGUGAUAUAUUUGGUUGCUCAAAACCAUUACCGGGUGAAUGAGAAAUUGAAACCAAAUUAUGCUCCAUAGAAAUGGAGUUUU